This is a messenger RNA of Diachasmimorpha longicaudata, 1702 nucleotides long. RefSeq lists its product as uncharacterized. The record is from RefSeq and is a predicted model, not a curated record. The transcript has 2 exons. Lineage: Eukaryota; Metazoa; Arthropoda; Insecta; Hymenoptera; Braconidae. The coding region runs from base 141 to 689 and encodes 182 amino acids.
UUGCGGAGGAGGAGACAAUGGAUGUCUGAUGGACUUGAGGAAAGAAGAGGAAGGUUACUCUAGUGGUAUUCACUCAGUUCAUUGAGAACAAUAGAAUUGGUUUCUUGAUCCUAGUGGAAAAGAUAAUUGACUCAAAGUGAAUGAACGUUUUAUCCAGAGCGGAGAUGAUUCGCGAUUCACGAUUUUUGGAAAGAACUCAUCGUCAAUUGGAAACUAAUUUAGAAGAUUUAUGGCGUCAAAACUUUCGUCUAAAAUCUCGCAGUGAACUGAGUCUCCACGACCGCAAUUCUUACUCAGAUUCAAAUUGUGACUGUAAGGAUCACUGUUACUUCUCUGUGGCAUUCGAAAAACUUGGAUUAGAAGCAGAAGAGAACUCGAGUGAAGUUAUGGGACCAAAUGGCAAGUCACAGGAGACACAGACGUGUCAUUGCGAUGACUGUGCUAGGGAGGUGUGCAAGAACGUUGCUUUCAAAACUCGAGAAAUUUCUACUCUAAGAUUAGUGGUUCAGGGGCCGGAAGUGCUGAAUCAUCAGGGAAUUAGACAUUCGCCGCAAGACCUGGCGCCGUUCUGGAAGAAGGACUCGAGAAUGUGGCUGUGGAAGUCCUUCAGACUUGCCAGGAAACGAAAAUCAAAGACAAAGUCAUUUGUUAAAUUUGCUGCUAUUGAUUCGGGCUUUGAUAGAACGUGAAAUAUUUUUCAUGGCAAUUUUUCGUCUUUAGAUCAUCAUAUUUGAUAUACUGCAAUCAAAUUUUAUAGUACAUGAAACUUUUAUGUACAUAUUUUUUGGAAUAAAUGGAAUAAAGUCUAUGUAGGACAGCCCUAUGUAAUAUUUCAAUGGUUGCAGGCAUUUUCGGGGAUUAUUUGGGAAUUAACCACAGCUUUUCAUUGGUUCCGGAGUCUCUAGGGUCUCCUCGGAGGGUUCAGGAAUUUCUCCCAUUUCGAAACGCACGAAAUCAAUAAUCUCUGCGUGAGCACCCAGCAGAACCUGCUGAACACUGAGGCUUGGGUCCAGGAGAAAUUCUUGAUGAAUCAUUGUUGUUUCAUCGUCAGCAUUUGGUAUUGGUUCGUCGACGCCUGGCUGACCAAUUUUGGUUGGAUUCAUUCCUGUGAAAUUCACACAUAAACAUAGGGUCCACAAAAUAACAAUCCUGUUCAGAGUUACUCUGAAAUUUUUCAUACACGAGAAUAUUGACAAUCAAGCUUUGCUUCCUUACCAAUGAUAUGCUGACAAAGUUGCAUCCCAAGAACUGGAUUCUCAGUGGAUGAUUUGAAUGCCAAUAGUGCUCCGUACCUCCCAAAAGAGGCUGGAAUGGGAUUGACAGGUGCUGGAUGCGUGCAACCGAUCAAUUGAAUGCUGGGAUCAACGCUCAUACAGAGAGCUCUUUUCACAGCGAUGUUUUCCCCAAUGGUACCAAUAGUCAGGGCUGCAUGAUCAGCAACUGUCUUACCAUCGAGUGCAGGCAGGUUCUUCAGUGCUUCUGCGUCUAGCAGGGUUCUGUGCACCUGGUCUAUUGUUUGCUGGUUUCCACUGAAUUUGAGGACAGCUGACGCUAUGAGCUCAGCCAAACCGUGGAACGUUUUGUUGCGAGCGACGAAAUCUGUCUCGCAAUUUAUUUCGACCAACGCCCCAUGGUUUUUGUCGACCAUCACUGCUACUAGACCUUGUUUCGUUGAUCUCCCCUGGAGUUUUUGGGCUUUGGA